This is a messenger RNA of Anguilla rostrata (American eel), 4964 nucleotides long. RefSeq names its product protocadherin gamma-A12-like. NCBI's taxonomy places the organism in Eukaryota, Metazoa, Chordata, Actinopteri, Anguilliformes, Anguillidae. Gene Ontology annotation, cellular component: plasma membrane. Gene Ontology annotation, biological process: homophilic cell-cell adhesion. Bases 2526 to 4964 code for a protein of 812 amino acids. The transcript is spliced from 2 exons. Gene Ontology annotation, molecular function: calcium ion binding. The record is from RefSeq and is a predicted model, not a curated record.
UCAUGCCUCAGUGUUCUUUCAGUAAUUUCACUCUGAAAUUCAAUAAUUUAUGUUACUAAGCCCAUCAUUUAAAAGCUUAUUUUGUUUAUUUGUUAUGAGUAGACCUGGGCAAAGUACCUAUUUGACCGCAUUGAACCAUUUAGAUGGCAGUAAAAUUCCUGCAGUUUACUGACAUUUGAAAGUAUCAGUAUGAUUUACAAAAUCUAUAUAUGAUUUAUGUGAUUUUGAUUAUUUGUUUUGGUUAGUAACAUGUUUUGCUGAAAAAUGUCAAGCAUUUACAGGAAUACUUUAUUUUGAUUGACAUCUGUUGACUGAUGUAACAAAAGGUUAAUGCAGUUUUGUAGAUACUAUUUUUGACUGUUUACGAGAAUGUUUGAAUCCUUCUACAGACAAUUGAGAGCAUUUUUCCUGGAGUAGAUGCACAGUCUGAAUAAGUCACCUCCUUCUGGGAGACUCUUGGCAUUCCAUUUGCUCUAUGGUGAUGUGUCAAAUGCAACUCGACAUGCAUUUGUUCUGAAUGUCAUGCAUGUUCUGGAUGAGAAAAGGAACAAACUACUUGUAGCUGGAUGCUGUUGUACAUUUAAAGCAUAUGCAUGUUAGUGUUAUACUCCCCAAUUUCUAUCAGCAGUUUCACCUCUCCAGUCAGUGAUGAGCCUCCCAAACUUGUACAAGGGGCACCGCAACUGAAGUCACUCUGGAGCAUAAAGGCCAAUGUACUUAAACUCCAUAAAGGGCUCUUCACUCAAUAUCUAAAACAGACAUACUACUGGGAUAUACUGAGGUAUACUACUCAACCCGUUAAACCCAAGAAGUAAUUUUGAUUAACUGUAAAAUCUACAAAUUUUGUUCUUACAGUCAUGGAAAUAGAUGCUGGUGUUCCUCUUUCAUGAGGAAAACAGUAGGGAUGGAUUGGAUGUAUUCAUGACAGCCCUCUUAUAUUCUACAGUGCUUUAAUCCUGGAAAACAAACCCAUAAGAAAAGUUUUAUUUUAGGUCAGAGCCCAAAGCUGCAGCAAAUUUGAAGCCCAGAAUUUUGCAGCCAUUAGUAAAGGAUUCAAGGAGGGGAGGUUGCUUCUAGAACAGGAGGCUAUUUUAUGUCAUACUGCUUUGACAGAGAACAGUUUAUCUCCAAAUGCAUCAUAGGAUGGAGCUACUCAUCCCUCUCCAAUCAGUGCACUCUGUUUUCAUCUGUAUCCAGAACAAUAUUCCUGCCAUAGUUCUAUGCCUGGUUGCAGGCCACACGGUUGUGGCUGAAGAUGGUAGUUCUUGAUAAUGAACAUUGUGAUUGUUCAUCAGGGUCUGGGCUGAAUGGCUGGCUUUCUUCUCAGAUUAUGCUAGCCUCACACCCAGGUUAUGUGUGGUUGGCAUUUAUGAUAAACACCAAGGCUGCACCUAUCCGAAUAUACCUUAGUGAUUGUUGUCAAAGACCACAGUCCAAUUAGCAGUUGCUAGAGGAAAUACAGUCAAUUGCUGUGAAGUCUUUGAUUGCUCACAGGUCAAAAAUGGUGAGCAGGUUUUUUAAAACUGUGUUUGCUGAUUAGCCAGGCUGUAGCAUCAUCUCACUUGUUAUCACUGUAGUCAUAUAUCUGAAAUUCUGUGCGAGAAACUAGUAGAUCCUUGUAUUGCUGCUACAUCUGGAAUAUGACAGGGCUUCCCAGCGUCUACUGUCCCAAGUGGUACUGAUUUGGCAUUUUCUUAAAAUAAAUACAUAAAUAAAUAAACAAACAGUGUAUUUUUGGGAAAAAAAAGCAUGGGUCUGUAAACUGUUUUAGAUACUUGCGCGUGAGCAUAAUUAAUAUUAUUAGAGAGAAGGAUAGUUUUCUUUGAUUGUUAUUCAAGAGUAUUAUCCACUGACAGUGAUAAACCAGCCUGUCUUUCAAAUGUUGAGGUUUACUAUUAUUUUGAAUUCUGGCAUUUGGUUGAGUUAUAAAGCAUCACAAGCAAGUCUGCUUAAUUCGGAUAGAACAGUUAAUUUGCUUUAUAUUCUUCCAUUUAUAUGUUUACACAUUAUCUACUUAUACCAUAAGGAGAAAAACAUCUCUGAACAAAAUGUAUGCUGUAAUUGCCAAUUUAACAAUGACGGUUUCUCUGGUUGACAGUGAACUCGUUUGUGGACAGAAAUAUUUGUAGCAUUGAUAUUAGUACUAUUUUGUCCACAGUCUUGCUAUUAUCAAUGUUUUUUGCAAUCACUAGACUUCGAGAUUCAAUUUAAAAACAAAUAUAUAAUAAGCUAAUAGUUGCUUCCUUUAUAAGCAGUAUUUUGAAAACACGUUUUACUCUUUUAAAAUGCUGUAUGAUUGCAUGCUGUAGUUUAUUAAAAUAACUCAGAGUGUCGCUAUUCACCAGCUAGGGCACUUUGGGCGCACCUCUCCACCCCCUAAUGUAGUAUUCAAAGAGGUAGAAAGAGAAAUCCUUGCGACAUCACUCAUUCGCAAUAACGUUUGGAUUGUGUGCGCAAGGUCCUUCGGAUCCUUAGUAUAUGAUUUUCAGAAACAAACACUGGAUUACAGAACAAAACCCGUAAACAUGGAAUACAAAGCCCCUCUCGUUUCCCUGCUUAAAUGCUGUUGUGCUCUCGCCCUGCUUGUAAUGCCGCUAACGACCGGAGAUAUCAGCUUUUCUAUUCCGGAGGAGAUGAAACGCGGAUCAGUCAUUGGAAAUAUAGCGAAGGACAUCGGCGUGGAUGUUAAAAGUCUGGCUGUCCGACAAGCUCGUAUCGACACUGAAAGGAGCCGCCGACGUUAUUGCGACAUUGAUCUGAAUUCUGGCAAUUUGAUUGUGUUUGAAAGGAUUGACCGAGAAGCUCUUUGUGGCCAGAAGGUUUCGUGUGCUCUGAAAUUUGAGCUCGUAUUGGAGAAUCCUCUAGAAUUGCACAGUAUAUCGCUUCAUAUUCAAGACAUUAAUGACAACCUGCCACAAUUUGCAAACGACGUAAUAAAAUUGGAGAUCAGAGAAGCGGCGGAUAAAGGAGCUCGCUUUCCCUUGGAUGAGGCCCACGACGCUGAUAUAGGGCAGAACGCGGUUCAAAGCUACACGUUACAAAGGAAUGAUAAUUUUGUUUUGGACGUACAAACUAGCACCGACGGAAGGAAAUACGGCGAAUUAGUGUUAGAAAAAGAGCUAGACCGUGAAGAACAACAGGAAAUUACAUUAUUACUUACUGCGGCUGACGGUGGGACCCCGCAGAGAUCUGGUACUGUAGUUAUACACGUCACAGUGCUUGAUGCGAACGAUAACAGACCUGUGUUUAGCCAGGCAGUUUAUAAAGUCAGCCUGCCUGAAAAUUCUGCUUUAGGUGCUGUAGUGGUAACAGUCAGCGCCACUGACGCAGACGAGGGAGCCAAUGGUGAUGUGACAUAUGAAUUUGGUCGUGUUCCGAAUGAAGUGAAAAAAAUGUUUUCCCUGGAUCGUAAAACAGGACAGGUUACACUUAAUGGUGAUCUCGAUUUCGAAGAGAAUUUGAAUUACGAAAUGAGAAUUCAGGCCAAAGAUGGGUCAGGUUUAGCGUCGUAUUCAACAGUCAUUUUAGAAAUAACUGAUGUGAAUGACAACGCCCCUGAGGUAAUUUUGAAAUCUCUGAAGAAUCCCAUCCCAGAAAGCGCAGUAACUGGCACAGAGGUGGGCAUCAUUAAUGUUCAGGAUAAAGAUUCAGGGGAUAAUCGACAGGUCCGCUGUUCCAUUCAACAAAAUGUUCCUUUCAAGUUAGUCCCCUCAAUCAAAAAUUAUUACUCACUGGUAACUACAAGUGAACUAGACCGCGAACUAGUGUCUGAUUACAACAUAACAAUUACAGCUACAGACGAGGGCUCUCCACCACUGUCUUCUUCAAAAACUGUGCAGUUAUCUGUGUCAGAUGUGAAUGACAAUCCACCUACUUUUGAUGAGCAGUCGUACAGCGCCUAUGUGACUGAAAAUAACAAACCUGGCACUUCUGUCAUUGUUGUGAGGGCGAGAGACCCAGACUGGAGACAGAACGGCACGAUUUUUUAUUCUCUGUUGUCGAGUGAGGUCAGUGGUGUUCCUGUGUCUUCGUUUUUAUCGAUUAACGGAGACACCGGUGUGAUCCAUGCAGUGAGAUCAUUUGAUUAUGAGCAGUCCAGAAGCUUCAAAGUGCAGGUGGUUGCCAGAGACAACGGGUCUCCUCCACUCAGCAGUAACGUGACUGUGAGUGUGUUCAUAACUGAUGAGAAUGAUAACUCUCCACAGAUACUAUAUCCUGCGCCUCUGGGAAACUCUAUCAUGACCGAGAUGGUCCCCAAAGCUGCUCAUGCAGGCUCCCUCGUUUCCAAGGUGAUCGCUGUCGAUGCAGACUCUGGACAAAAUUCCUGGUUGUCCUAUCAGAUCCUGAAAUCGACUGAUCUGACACUUUUUACAAUUGGUCUUCACAGCGGAGAGAUCAGGACGCAGCGAGACAUUUCUCUAUCUGAUGAUAUGAAGCAAAACAUUGUUGUAUCAGUGAAAGAUAACGGACAGCCCUCUCUCUCGACAACCUGCACAGUAUACCUCCUGAUUUCGGAUAACUUGGCAGAUGUUCCAGAGCUUAAAGAUAUGUCGUAUGACGAGAACAGUUCCAAAUUAACUUCAUAUUUGAUCAUAGCGCUCGUCUCUGUGUCCACUUUCUUCCUGACGUUCAUUAUUCUUAUAAUUUCCGUGAAGUUUUGCCGUAGAAGAAACCCCAGACUGUUAUUUGACGGCGCUGUGGCCAUUCCCAGCGCAUAUUUCCCUCCCAAUUACUCAGACGUUGACGGAACAGGAACACUUCGCAGUUCUUACAAUUAUGAUGCCUACUUAACUGCUGGCUCGCGCACUAGCGACUUCAAGUUCGUCGGUUCUUCAAAUGACGCCAUACUGCCUACUGAUCUAACUCUGAAGAGGAGUCAAAAUGAAACUCUGAACGGAGAAUCAACCCUCCACAGGACAAGAGUUAACGAGUUAGAGGAAGAGAUUAAACUUGUCUCCCUUUGA